Molecule: messenger RNA, 1917 nt
Organism: Prunus armeniaca (apricot)
Lineage: Eukaryota; Viridiplantae; Streptophyta; Magnoliopsida; Rosales; Rosaceae
Source: the annotation of a GenBank genome assembly
AUGAUGACUAGUCUUAACUUCGAUGCCCAAGAUGGUAAAGAUGCUCUGUGUGUCGAAAGGAUUUUGAGAAGCUUUUCGGAUGCACCACCGACUCAUUACACAGUAAAAAUACAGUCCCUUUCAUUGCUGGCCAAAAAUUCUUUGGAGAAAUAUGAAUCAGGGGACUUUGAAGCUGGAGGGAAACUGGUUUUCUAUCCAAAUGGAAACAAGAGCAGGAAUGUGAAAGAUCACAUCUCUCUCUACUUGGUAAUGUCUGGUGCAAAUGCUACCCAGAUUUCUCGGGAAGUGUAUGCUGUUUUCAGGUUGUUUUUACUUGAUCAGAAUAAGGGCAACUACUUGGUUCUUCAAGAACAAAAUGAAAGGCGCUUCCAUGGGAUGAAGCUCGAUUGGGGAUUUGAUCAGUUCCUCUCUCAGAAAGUUUUUACUGAAGCUUCCAAUGGAUUUCUCUUAGAUGACACCAGUGUGUUUGGAGCAGAGAUCUUUGUUUGUAAAGAGAGAAGUACAUGCAAAGGAGAGUAUCUAUCAAUGGUAAAAGAUGCCGUGAUGUACAAGCAUGUUUGGAAAAUUGACAACUUCUCGAAGUUAGAUGCGGAAUUCUAUGACUCAAAAACGUUCAUUUCUGGAGACCAGAAAUGGAAGAUUCAACUCUAUCCCAAGGGAAAAGGCAAUGGAAUUGGUACUCAUCUUUCUCUUUAUUUGGCAUUGGCUGAUCCGAAAUCUCUUCCUCCAGGCUCUAAAAUCUAUGCAGAUAUUACGCUACGGAUCCUGGACCAAGUGAAUGCAAGGCAUCAGUUUGGUAAAGGCAACUUCUGGUUCAGCGCCUCAAAUCCGGAGUGGGGUUGGUGGAGAUUCAUAACGCUGGGAUUUCUCAGCCAAGCAGGCAUGGGGUUUUUGUCGAAGGAUACUUGCAUCGUGGAAGCAGAGCACCUUCAAAGUUCCACAGUCGUCAAGUUUACUACCAUGAGCAUGAAUAACCUUAACUUCGAUGACCAAUACGGGAUUUUGAGAACAUUUUCUGAUUCAAUGCCAACUCAUUACACGUUCAAAAUACAGUCGUUUUCAUUGAUGUCCAAACAUUCACUGGAGAGAUAUGAAUCGGAGGACUUUGAAGCUGGAGGAUACAAAUGGAAACUGGCUUUUUAUCCAAAUGGAAACAAGAGCAAGAAUGUGAAAGAGCACAUCUCUCUUUACUUAGUAUUGGCUGGAGCAAAUGGCCCCCAGACCUGUUGGGAAGUGUAUGCUGCUUUCAGGUUGUUUCUACUUGAUCAGAACAAUGGCAAGUACUUGGCUCUUCAAGAACAAAAGGAAAGGUGCUUCCAUGGGAUUAAGCUUGACUGGGGAUUUGAUCAAUUUCUCUCUCAAAAAGAUUUCACUGAUGCUUCCAAUGGAUUUCUUGUGGAUGACGCCUGUGUGUUUGGAGCAGAGGUCUUUGUUCGGAAAGAAAGAAGCACAUGCAAAGGAGAGUGCCUAUCAAUGAUCAAGGAUGCCGUUAUGUACAAGCAUGUUUGGAAAAUUGAAAACUUGUCGAAGUUAGAUGAGGAGAGCUACGACUCAGAAACAUUCAUCGCUGGAGACCAGAAAUGGAAAAUAGAGUUCUAUCCCAAGGGAAGAGACGAUGGGAAGGAUAGCCAUCUUUCUAUUGAUUUGGCAUUGGCUGAUCCCACAUCUCUGUCUCCUACCUCUAAAUUAUAUGCACAGUUUACCCUUCGCCUCGUAGAUCCAGUGUACAGCCACCGUCACUUUGAAUAUGGUACUAAAGCUACUUGGUGGUUCAGUGCCUCCAGUCCGAAGCGGGGCUGGCCGAAAUUCAUUACACUGGGAAUUUUCGGUGAUGAGAGCGUGGGGUAUUUGGAGAAUGAUAGUACCAUCCUAGAGGCAGAGGUCACUGUGCUUGGAACUGCUAUUGCGCUAGACUAA